This is a messenger RNA of Cuscuta campestris, 1696 nucleotides long. The record is from the annotation of a GenBank genome assembly. Lineage: Eukaryota; Viridiplantae; Streptophyta; Magnoliopsida; Solanales; Convolvulaceae.
AGAAAUAAAAAGUUUAAAGCACGGGGAUUUCAAAGGUAUUUCCGCUCUUUAAGUACUCCCUAUUUUAUUGUUGUCUCUUGGCUCUCUGUUAGCUCUUAAGCUAUUUCCGCUCUUUAAGUCCCCGAAAUCCACUCUCGCCGCAAACAUUCGUGGGUAUAUCCGAUUCGGUACCGAAGCCCAACGAAUCCAAAGAGCUAAAAAUGGCCGCCUCCAUGUCCACCGUUGCUACCUUGAGAGCCACCUUCCACCACCGCCACCUGAGUUCCUCCACACAUGUCGCCUCCUUCCCCACCACCGUCUCCCUUCCCUCCACCACCACCAACGCCGUCACCGCCAAACCCAUGUUCAUUUCCUGCAACUCAGCCGCCGCCACUGCACCCGUCCAAGCCCCACCGCCGUCCUCCAUUUCUUCAGACCGCGUCUUCAACUUCGCCGCCGGCCCCGCCACGCUCCCGGAGAACGUCCUCAGGAAGGCGCAGGCGGAGCUCGUCAACUGGCGCGGCUCCGGCAUGUCGGUCAUGGAGAUGAGCCACCGCGGGAAAGAGUUCCUGUCCAUCGUCCAGAAAGCCGAGUCAGAUCUGCGGGAUCUGCUCGGCAUCCCCGACGAUUACGCCGUCCUCUUCCUCCAGGGCGGCGCCACCACCCAAUUCUCCGCCGUGCCGCUCAAUCUCUGCUCCCCCGACGACGCCGCCGAUUUCAUCGUCACCGGAUCGUGGGGAGACAAGGCUUACAAGGAAGCCGGCAAGUACUGCAAGCCGAAUCUGAUUUGGACCGGAAAAUCGGAGAAAUACACCCAGAUCCCGAGCUUCGACGACCUGGAACAAAACCCUAACGCCAGGUAUUUGCAUAUAUGCGCCAACGAAACCAUCCACGGCGUGGAAUUCAAAAAUUACCCAACGCCGAAGAACAAUUCCGGCGUUCUAGUCGCAGAUAUGUCUUCCAAUUUCUGUUCCAAGCCAGUCGACGUUUCCAAAUUCGGAAUCAUCUACGCCGGAGCUCAGAAGAACGUGGGUCCCUCCGGCGUCACCAUUGUCAUAAUCCGGAGAGAUCUGAUCGGAAACGCAACCGAAUCCACGCCGGUGAUGCUGGAUUACAAGAUCCACGCCGACAACAAUUCCCUGUACAACACUCCCCCAUGCUACGGGAUUUACAUGUGCGGGUUAGUCUUUGAAGAUCUACAGAGUCAGGGAGGACUGGGGGAAGUGGAGAAGAAGAACAAGAAGAAAGCCGAGGUCCUGUACGAAGCCAUUGAUGGCAGCAAUGGGUUCUACAGGUGUCCGGUGGAGAAGCCCGUGAGGUCCUUAAUGAACGUGCCGUUCACAUUGGCAGAGACGCCAUUGGAGGCCGAGUUCAUAAAGGAGGCUGCUUCGGAGAAGAUGGUGCAGCUGAAGGGGCAUAGAUCAGUGGGAGGAAUGAGAGCUUCAAUUUACAAUGCCAUGCCAUUGGCCGGAGUCGAAAAGCUGGUUGCAUUCAUGAAGGAUUUCCAGGCAAGGCAUGCUUGAGACUUGACACUUUCCAUUAUUUGCCAUUUUUGGGGUUUGAUUUAUGCUUUAAACAUCUUUUUUUUAUUGUUUUCUUUUUUCCUAUGGUUGAUUCUAAGCAUUGCAUAUGUUUUGAUUAUCUUUUCUCUUCUUGUUGUUCUCCUUUUGAAGUAUAAAGAGCAUUUCAUCCUCCUCAAUAAUUAAGUAAUUGGCUU